This is a messenger RNA of Alosa alosa (allis shad), 2105 nucleotides long. RefSeq names its product septin 5a (gene septin5a). NCBI's taxonomy places the organism in Eukaryota, Metazoa, Chordata, Actinopteri, Clupeiformes, Clupeidae. The record is from RefSeq and is a predicted model, not a curated record. The coding region runs from base 181 to 1308 and encodes 375 amino acids. Gene Ontology annotation, cellular component: septin complex; septin ring; synaptic vesicle. The transcript has 12 exons. Gene Ontology annotation, biological process: regulation of exocytosis; cytoskeleton-dependent cytokinesis. Gene Ontology annotation, molecular function: GTPase activity; molecular adaptor activity; GTP binding.
AAAGAGGGCGGAGAGCAGGAGGACCUGAAGACCGAGCGAGAGAGAGCAAGAGAGAGAGCGGGUUUUGGCGAGAGUUUUGGCGAGCGAGAGUUUUGCGCCGUGCGAGGCUGAGUAAGGGAGAACGAGAGCGAGAGCGUGGCUUGGGUGGGGCUGGCUACUGUGGCCGUGGCCAGUGCUGGAAUGGAUGCAAUCUUACAGGAGAAGCUCGCCGAGAAACUCCUCUGCCCACGAGCACGGAGCUCCAGACAGAAGGAUAGGCAGUAUGUGGGUUUCGCCACGCUCCCUAACCAAGUCCACAGGAAGUCUGUGAAGAAGGGCUUUGACUUCACACUCAUGGUGGCUGGUGAGUCUGGGCUUGGCAAGUCCACUCUGGUGAACAGCCUGUUUCUCACAGACCUCUACAAAGACAGGAAGCUACUGAACGCAGAGGAGCGCAUCAGCCAGACGGUAGAGAUCACCAAACAUACGGUGGACAUUGAAGAGAAGGGUGUGAAGCUCAAGCUCACCAUCGUGGACACACCCGGCUUUGGAGACGCCGUCAACAACAACGAAUGCUGGAAGCCCAUCACAGACUACAUUGAUCAGCAGUUUGAGCAGUACUUCAGAGAUGAGAGCGGGCUCAACAGAAAGAACAUUUUAGACAACCGUGUACACUGCUGUCUAUACUUCAUACCACCAUUUGGACAUGGGCUGAGGCCGAUCGAUGUGGAGUUCAUGAAGGCCCUUCACGAAAAGGUGAACAUCAUUCCUCUUAUCGCCAAGGCUGAUUGCCUCACCCCCAAUGAGAUCAAGAAACUCAAGGACAGGGUACGAGACGAGAUUGAGAAGUUUGGGAUCAAAGUCUACCAGUUCCCGGAGUGCGACUCAGACGAGGAUGAAGAAUUCAAACAGCUGGACAAAGAGCUGAAGGAGUGUACACCGUUUGCAGUGAUCGGCAGUAACACAGUGGUGGAAGCGCGGGGCCAGCGAGUGCGGGGGCGUGUCUACCCCUGGGGCAUCGUAGAAGUGGAGAAUCAGUCCCACUGUGACUUUGUGAAGCUUCGGAGCAUGCUGAUUCGCUCACACAUGCACGACUUAAAGGAUGUGACCUGUGACGUCCACUACGAGAACUACAGAGCACAGUGCAUACAGGAUAUGACGAGUAAACUAACUCAGGAUAACCGUGUGGACAGUCCAAUCCCCAUCCUGCCUGUCCCAACUCCAGAUGCAGAGACGGAAAGACUCAUCAAGAUGAAAGAUGAGGAGCUGAAGCGGAUGCAGGAGAUGCUGGAGAAGAUGCAGCAACAGAUACAUGAGAAAGACCAGUGAAGAUGAUACCACCACCCCCCCUAACAGAUACAUGAGAAAGACCAGUGAAGAUGAUAACACCCCCCCCCCCCCCAACACACACACACACACACACAUACACAUAGAGACAUGAGAAAGACCAGUGAAGAUGAUAACACCCCCAACACACACACACACACACACACAUACACAUAGAGACAUGCACACACACACACACACACAUACAUAGAGACAUGCAUAGACACAUCUAAAAACAGAAAAAUGCUCACAAACAGAUCUUACAGACAGCACACACACACACACUCUCUCUCUCUCUCACACACACACACACACACACAUACAUACAAACACUCACCUCUCUAACUUUAAGACCCAACUCUCCAGUGCACUCUGUUCUAGACCCUGGCCUGUAAAUGAUGCUUGUGCCCCAGUGGCCUAUUCUCUCCUGUCCCCCAGCUGGUCAGUUUGCCUGGCGCUUCUAGUCCGCUCCUCUGCCUGGCCAAUACAGCGAUGGAUCAAUGUGCUUUACCUUUCCUACCUUUUUCUGAAUGGACUAAGUAUCUUGCUAUGAAUUAUAGGCUAAUAUAAUGAUGAUAUUAAUGUAUGAGUGACAUCGAAAUGAGUCUAAUUUAUAUUUAUGCUCGCUAUUGUUGUUUAUUUUUUACAUUCGGAGUCAUAUCUUGAAUACGCUUAUGGUACAUUGUUUUGUAAAGCGGUCUGUUUUUAGCUGGGCUGUUUUGGGGUUGAUUGCCCUUCAUGUACAACUGUAAGUGUGUGUGAAUGUGUGUGUGUGUGUGUGUGUGUGUGUGUGUGUGUGU